This is a messenger RNA of Colletotrichum higginsianum IMI 349063, 597 nucleotides long. RefSeq names its product Mitochondrial thioredoxin. NCBI's taxonomy places the organism in Eukaryota, Fungi, Ascomycota, Sordariomycetes, Glomerellales, Glomerellaceae. The coding region runs from base 1 to 597 and encodes 198 amino acids. The transcript has 2 exons. The record is from RefSeq and is a predicted model, not a curated record.
AUGCAGCUCCCAAGACAGGCAGCCCGCAUCGCUCUCCGGGGCUGCAACGCUACCCUCGCCGGUGGUGUUCGCAUCCCAUCCUUCAAGCCACCGGUUGGUAGCGCUGCCGCCGCUGCCUCCUUCUCCACGUCUCACAGCAAGCCGGCCAAGAACCAGAUCUACGCAUCUGUCCGACGUCCUGACGACUUUUACACCUACCAACUCAUGUCCUCCUCCUCGCGCACACCUCUGAUAACGCUGUGGACCACGUCCUGGUGCGGGACAUGUCGAGUCGUUGCCCCGCUUAUCAGAUCCCUCGUCGAGGCCGGCGUUGGUGAAGCUGAGGGCGGCGUCGCUUACUGCACAGUCGAGUUCGAUUCUCCCGACGUCAUGAGCGGCGGUCUGGGCAUGACCUACAUGAUUACCUCGAUCCCGACGUUGCUGAGCUUCGACAACCAGGAAGCCCAGAUCCAGACAAAGGUGCACGACGCGAAGAAGCUGGCGGACCGCGCCUUUCUCGAAGAGUGGAUCCGCACCGAGGCCCGGCGUCACGGGCAACGCGGAGGCGGGGGGGGACCCGGAGGCGUCUUCGGCGGGCUCUUUGGCGGCUUUAGAUGA